AUGUCUUUAUUAUAUGAUUCAAAGACUUUAAUCCAACAAUUACGUGCUAAAUAUCUUGAAACUGUUAAUGAUGCUGUUGGAGAACGUGUAAUUGGUUCUAAAAAAUCGUACUUAAAUAAAAAAAAGUUAUAUGAGUCUGUAGAAAGUAUUGUUGAACAUGAGAACGAAACACCUUUGUUUAUGAAAGGGCGGGACCCUCUUUUAAAUGCUAAAGGGAUUGGUGCUGUAGAGAAUUAUAAAUUGGGUAAUACGUUUUAUUAUCAAAAAAGUGAUACAGAAAAAACUACAAAUCGCAAAUGUUUACAGGCAGAUCGAAAUUUUUUCCCAUUGUCUGCGAAAAUUGUAUCAAGUAUAGACGAAAGUGAUUCUGACGAUUCUCAAGUGUUAUCUACAAAUGGAUUUCAUUUGUCUCUUGAUAAGGGUAAAUUUAAGCCAAAAAGUGUUGAGAUUAUACGAAGGACUUCAAAAAAUGAUUUAAAUUCCAUGAUUAAUAAUCAUUGUUUAAUUUCAAGUAAUUAUAUAUUAAAUUUUGCAAAAAAAAAAACUGAUAUAGAAGAUCCUGAAAACAAGUAUACAGAUAAUUGUUCUAAUACUCAUUCAAAGGAAUUGAAAAGCAGUAGAUUAACAACGUCUUAUUCUAGUGGUGUUCUAAACAAAUCAUUAGAAAGUAUUUGUCCAAAUGAAUUAAGUUCUAUUUUAUCCAAUCCUGACACAAAUGAUGCGGAGGAUAUCUGUUUAAAUAACAUGGUUUUAGAAGAAACUUCGCCUAAUUUUUCUCAGGAAUCAUCUUCUACUCAGCUAUCUUCUAAAAAUUCAUCUUUAUUAACUAUCUUAAUAAAAACAGGGAAGAACGUACAAGUUAAUCCUCUUGAUAUAUACGCAUCUUUGUCAGGAAAAGGUGAUCUUAAUCCUUUAAAAUUGAAGAUAUAUCGUCCUUCUGGGAAGUAUCCAAAAAAACCUAUUUCUGUUGUUGUAAAACGUAUUGCUACUGUUGCUGAUGUAAUUGGAUUUUCUUUAUAUUGUUUUAUAGAACAGAAACUAGAGCCAAAACUGACUAACGAGCAAUUAAAUCCAAAUAUGUGGACUUUACGUAUUGUUGAAGAAGAUGGUGAAUUAGAUGAAGAUUUUCCAGCUUUGGAUAGGGUGAGAUUUUUGUCAAAGUUUGGUUUUGACGAAUUUGCUCUUGUAGAAGCUACUUCUGAACAAUUUUUAGAAAACGAAAAAAUAACACCAUUUAAUUUUAAAAUUAAUAUUGAACAUUUUAAUUCUCAAACAAAAAAUGAUUUAAACGAUACAUCUCAAAUUCUUUUUUCAUCCAUGCUUUCUAAAGAUAAAGCUGUUAUUGAAACUCCUGAAUCUUUUAUACGUUUAAAAGUAUUACUUUAUCCUCGAAUACAAUCUUUAAAGAAUUCAAUUUUAUAUGUUACUAACGAAACAUAUAUUGGUAAUGUUUUAGAUGAAAUAUGUAGAAUAAAUAAUUUAGAUCAAACUAAAUUUAUUUUGCGUAUUGCAGAGACUAAUACACCUUUAUCAAACGAUUGUAAAGUCUAUGAUUUAAAAAAUCAAUACGAAUUAGAAUUAAUUGAACGAAGUUAUUUUAUGAUACCUAAAUUUGAAAGGUUUUCAAAUAUUGAACGUAUUGGUAUGUUCAAAAAAAAAGAAAUGAAAAUUCUAACAUAUGCUUUUUAUAUAGGAACUACAAAUGAAAGAAAUAAAUUAAAGAAAAUGCCUGAGAAUAAAAAUCAUGCUGCUUUAGAUAGAGCAAUAAACAAUUCAUAUGAGAAAUAUAUCGUUUGGAGACGUCAAUCUAUGUCUUUUAUGGGACGUCAUGAACGUAUGUUAGUAAUUGAUGGUGAUUAUAUUUAUAUUAUGCCACUGGAACAAAAAACUUUUUUUGAUACCCCUAAAACGUUAAGUAUUCAUACGAGUACAAUUGUGAAUUGUAAACAAACCGAUAAAUUAUUAACUUUUAAUUUUACUGUUAUGAAGUCAAAAGAAUUAAAGAAAUAUGAUUUUGAAGCAUCUUCAAAAGCAGAAGCAUCUUUGAUUGUUGCAAAAAUUAAUGCAUUGAUUAAUUCUACUGCUUAUUCAUCUACAAAGGUCUAA
Messenger RNA from Pneumocystis jirovecii RU7, 2106 nucleotides. RefSeq lists its product as uncharacterized. Gene Ontology annotation, cellular component: TORC2 complex; cytoplasm; plasma membrane. The transcript has 11 exons. Lineage: Eukaryota; Fungi; Ascomycota; Pneumocystomycetes; Pneumocystales; Pneumocystaceae. The record is from RefSeq and is a predicted model, not a curated record. Gene Ontology annotation, biological process: TORC2 signaling. Gene Ontology annotation, molecular function: phosphatidylinositol-4,5-bisphosphate binding. Bases 1 to 2106 code for a protein of 701 amino acids.